AUGGCUGCCAACAAAACUGACAAAAAGAUAAUCUUUUUGUCUCUGAAACAAAAAACUGACAUUUUAGAAAAUUUAGAAUUUGGUGCUUCGGUUAAAUUUUUGGCCCAAGAAUAUGGUGUUCAUAAGAGCACAGUUCGGAGAAUUCGUAGGGAAGGAACGAAUAUCCGUAAUUUUGCAGAUCAGAGGUCCCAAAUAUUACAAUGGAAAAACCAGAGGAAACCAAAACAUGACGACCUUGAUAGCAGUUUGUAUAAGUGGUUCCUUGAAAGACGAACGUUAGGAGAUCCACUGUCGGACCUCCUGCUUCAGGAAAAGGCAAUGGAGCUUUACAACGAAAUUGGUGGAACGUCGUCGUUUACGGCAAGUAGAGGCUGGCUGACAAAAUUUAAAAGACGGCACAACAUUCGUCUACUUCAUGUGCAUGGGGAAGCAGGAAGUGCAGAUGAGGAAAGUGCAGAACGGUUUUUAAUUAACUUUGCCAAGAAAGUAGAGGAAGAAGGCAUCGAGGAACACAAUAUUUAUAACAUGGACGAAAGUGGUUUAAUGUGGAAGGCUAUUCCUUCGAAAACUUUGGUCCAUGGUGAAGAACACAAAAUUGAAGGCAAAAAAAUGAAAAAAGAUCGCGUCACUAUUGGCUUCUGUGCUAAUGCGACUGGAACACACAAAUUGCCACUACUGUUUAUUUAUAAAUAUCAAAAUCCGAGAGCCUUAAAAAAUUGUGGCACGUUACCAGUAGUCUAUACGUUCCAAAAGCAGGCUUGGGUCAAUACACAAAUUUUUGCAGACUGGUAUGAGAACCACUUUAAAUCAAGUGUCAAACAGCAUCAAUUGGAGAAUAAAUGUCAAAGGAAGACAAUUUUGCUGGUUGAUAAUUGUCAAGGCCACAUAAUUGAACUAGACGAUGAAGAGGAACAGUUUGAAAUUGUUUUUCUGCCUCCAAAUACUACAUCUAUUAUACAACCGAUGGAUCAAGGGAUUAUUGCAAAAUUAAAAAAACGUUACAGACACAAAAUGUUGCGCCACGUAUUGACAUUUCCGGGUGGACUUAAUGAAUUCUAUUCUAGAUUCACAAUAAAAGAUUGUAUAUUUUUAGUUCGCGAUGCCUGGGAAGAUGUUACCAGCAAUGAUAUUAAGAAUGGCUGGAACAAAAUUUUUACAAAAGACCCUGAGGAUUCUUCGGAAGAUGCAUUGAACACAACAAUAGAUUCGGAAAUAAGCGAACUAAUCCAUACAAUAAAUGGCAAACCAAUUAAUCAAGAACUGUUAAACGAUUUCUUUUUAUUAUUGGAUCAAGUGGAAAACAUGGAUAUUACAGAACAGGAAGGGGAAGCAGACAUAGAAGAAGAAAUAGAAGGAGGAGACGAACGGCAUGGAGAAGAUGAGGAAGAAGAGCAGCAUCGAGAAGAAGAAGCAGUAACGGAGUUAGAAACGUCACAAGAGUUACCGAUUAUUCAAGCCAAUGAAAACCUUGAAGAACGAAAACUGAGGGAGUUACAGUGGAUAGACACCCUCAUUAAGAACUGGGGCAAUAAUAAACCCCAUGUACAAAUAAUGGGCGAGGCAUUUAAAAAAAUAUUGGAGGCAGAAGCCUUGCCAGAAAAUUAA
Colletes gigas is the source of this 1605-nucleotide messenger RNA. Its product is annotated as jerky protein homolog-like. Gene Ontology annotation, molecular function: DNA binding. Gene Ontology annotation, cellular component: nucleus. NCBI's taxonomy places the organism in Eukaryota, Metazoa, Arthropoda, Insecta, Hymenoptera, Colletidae. The record is from RefSeq and is a predicted model, not a curated record. The transcript has a single exon. Bases 1 to 1605 code for a protein of 534 amino acids.